Molecule: messenger RNA, 946 nt
Organism: Lineus longissimus
Lineage: Eukaryota; Metazoa; Nemertea; Pilidiophora; Heteronemertea; Lineidae
Product: exosome complex component RRP41-like
Exons: 3
Coding region: 16-765 (249 amino acids)
Biological process (GO): U4 snRNA 3'-end processing; poly(A)-dependent snoRNA 3'-end processing; nuclear mRNA surveillance
Cellular component (GO): cytoplasmic exosome (RNase complex); nucleolus; nuclear exosome (RNase complex)
Source: RefSeq, a predicted model, not a curated record
UGUACAUUUUUCAAUAUGGCAGGUCUUGAGUUGCUUUCGGACCAAGGCUUUCGAAUUGACGGUAGAAAACCUCAUGAACUGCGAAAAAUAGAAUGUCGGAUGGGUGUGUUUACUCAAGCUGAUGGGUCUGCCUAUGUCGAACAAGGAAAUACCAAGAUCCUUGCUGCAGUUUAUGGCCCACAUGAGGUUAGAGGGAGCAUGCGAUCCAAACUGCAACAUGACAAAGUCCUGAUCAACUGUCAGUACAGUAUGGCGACAUUCAGCACAAGCGAAAGGAAGCGCCGUCCGAGGGGCGAUCGCAAAUCUCAAGAGAUGACAAUGCAUCUGAAGCAGACAUUUGAGGCAGCUGUCAUGAUCAACCUUUAUCCAAGGUCUCAGAUUGAUAUCUAUGUUGAGGUUCUUCAGUCUGAUGGUGGAAAUUAUUGUGCCAGUGUCAACGCUGCCACACUCGCCCUAAUAGAUGCCGGUGUUGCUCUCAAAGACUAUGUGUGUGCCUGUUCAGCUAGUUACAUCAGAGAUACACAAUUAGUAGACAUUAACUACCUAGAAGAAUCAUCAGGAGGACCAGAGAUCGUCGUCACAACAUUGCCAAAAUCGGAUCAGAUUGUAUUUUUGGAAAUGAACGGUCGGAUACAUGAGGAUAAUUUGAGUAAAGUUCUGGACUUGGCGAUGAAAGGUUGCAGGGAUGUGUAUACUGUGUUGGACGGUGUGGUCAGGGAACAUGUGACUGAGAGGGCUAGUGCCCUUGGCAUUGAGAGUAAAUGAGGAAGUUACACCACACAAACUUCAAACACUAAUGCAAACACUGUCCAAUCGUGCAUUUACAGAAGGUCUUGUCUUAAGGAAUUCAUUUUUUACGCUUUCAAGGACCGAAUGAUUGUGAAAUACAGUAUUAGGUAGUCUGGUAGUGACAGUCUAAUACUUCAUGUCUUAAUAUCAAUGAGAU